GGGCCGUUUCUAACACUGACGUGAGGCGAUUCCGGGCUCUCGAGACUCUGGCCCCUGACUCCGCUUCACAGCGGGGUCGCAGACUCCCCAGCCUUCCAGCCUCCGGCUUCCCGCCGCAGAGCGCCUGCCAGGGCCACAAUGAGUCUGUUUGGAACAACCUCGGGCUUUGGAACGGGUGGGACCAGCAUGUUUGGCAGUACGACCACAGACAACCACAAUCCUAUGAAGGAUAUUGAAGUGACAUCUUCUCCCGAUGACAGCAUUGGUUGCCUGUCGUUUAGUCCACCAACCUUGCCAGGGAACUUCCUUAUUGCGGGAUCGUGGGCGAAUGAUGUCCGCUGCUGGGAAGUUCAGGACAGUGGACAGACGAUCCCCAAAGCCCAGCAGAUGCACACUGGGCCCGUGCUUGAUGUUUGCUGGAGUGAUGAUGGGAGCAAAGUGUUCACAGCCUCGUGUGAUAAAACUGCCAAGAUGUGGGACCUCAACAGCAACCAGGCGAUCCAGAUUGCCCAGCAUGAUGCUCCCGUUAAGACCAUACACUGGAUCAAAGCCCCAAACUACAGCUGCGUGAUGACCGGGAGCUGGGACAAGACCUUAAAGUUUUGGGACACGCGGUCAUCAAAUCCUAUGAUGGUGUUGCAGCUCCCUGAGCGGUGCUACUGUGCUGACGUGAUAUACCCUAUGGCCGUGGUGGCAACAGCUGAGAGGGGCCUGAUCGUCUACCAGUUGGAGAACCAGCCCUCAGAAUUCCGCAGGAUAGAGUCGCCGCUGAAGCAUCAGCAUCGGUGUGUGGCCAUCUUUAAAGACAAACAAAACAAGCCGACUGGUUUUGCUUUGGGGAGCAUUGAGGGCAGAGUUGCUAUUCACUACAUCAACCCCCCAAAUCCUGCCAAAGAUAACUUUACCUUCAAAUGCCACCGAUCCAAUGGAACCAACACUUCAGCCCCUCAGGACAUCUACGCGGUCAAUGGAAUUGCCUUCCACCCCGUCCACGGCACUCUGGCCACGGUGGGCUCUGACGGCAGGUUCAGCUUUUGGGACAAAGAUGCCAGAACUAAGCUAAAGACUUCGGAGCAGUUGGACCAGCCCAUCUCAGCCUGCUGCUUCAACCACAACGGAAACAUAUUUGCUUACUCGUCUAGCUACGACUGGUCCAAGGGACAUGAAUUUUAUAACCCCCAGAAGAAGAACUACAUUUUCCUGCGUAACGCAGCUGAAGAGCUAAAGCCCCGGAAUAAGAAGUAGUGGCCUGUACCUUGGGCUGCCCUGCCUCGUCUCUGUGAAUGGGUUCCCAGCUUGCGGACCUCACCCUAGAGAGAGCAAAGCCAACCCAGCACCCAGCCCACCAAGCUCGGCGACUCCCAUCUCUACCCCAGCGCCUGCUACAGGUGUUCUCAGCAACCUGAAGGACUGCAGUGAUGGUGGGAGUCGGGUGCCUGCACCACUUACCAGUUGCCCGGUGCUUCCUUCAGCGGCGCACGGGUUAGAGAAUACUGGACCCCUCUCCGAACCGCUACUGUAUUUUGUAAUAAAAUAUUUUCAAGACAGA
Molecule: messenger RNA, 1549 nt
Organism: Echinops telfairi (small Madagascar hedgehog)
Lineage: Eukaryota; Metazoa; Chordata; Mammalia; Afrosoricida; Tenrecidae
Gene: RAE1
Product: ribonucleic acid export 1
Exons: 12
Coding region: 139-1245 (368 amino acids)
Biological process (GO): RNA export from nucleus; transcription-dependent tethering of RNA polymerase II gene DNA at nuclear periphery
Cellular component (GO): nuclear pore
Molecular function (GO): ubiquitin binding; RNA binding
Source: RefSeq, a predicted model, not a curated record